AUCUCAGUGUAAAAGCUAUCCGAAAGUUUACAAGCUGACAUUCUUUGCAGAACGCACUUACGUCCUUUGCGUAAAAAUGAUAGCAUGGAUAGCAUGGAUGUUUACAACCGUUUGUGCAGGUCUUUUUGCCCUUCUGAUAUUCCAAAGGAUGACGUACCCAUUCUUUUGGAAGGAUUUGAUUUAUUACUUAAAGAUUCGGAAGGUCGGAAAGGCGAUAAAGUCUCGUAUGCAGAGAGGAGUAAUCACUUACCUCGACUGCUUUGUAAAUCAGGCUAACAAGACGCCUGACAAGGCUUUCAUAGUGUUUGAGGAUCAAACACUUACAUACCAGGACGUUGAUAAAAGAAGCAACCAAUUUGCGAAAGUCUUCAGAACUGAAGGUGGCUUGAAGAAGGGUGAUCAUGUCGCGCUUCUGAUGAGGAAUGAACCUGAUUUUAUUUGUGUGUGGUUCGGACUGAGUAAACUGGGCUGCGAAGUCGCAUUACUCAACUUCAAUAUAAAAUCCAAAGCGCUCCUACAUUGUUUUGAAAGUUGUGGAGCGGAAUCACUCGUCGUAGGCGCAGAUUUGGUCGGAUCGCUGGCUGAGUUGUUACCCGUCCUGAAGGAAAAGAACAUUGAGGUCUGGGUCACAGACGCCAGCUGCCCCUAUGACGGAGUCAACACGCUACUGGACAAGGUGGAGCAGGCCUCAGGACUGGCCUUACCUGACUACCCUAGUGUGGACCUCACAUCCAACUUCUUGUUCAUCUUCACAUCAGGAACGACAGGACUUCCUAAGGCUGCCCGGGUGGGACAUCUCAAAGCCAUUAUGUGCAUGGCCUUCCUUCAGAUGUGUGGAGUCCGAUCUGAUGACAACGUCUACAUCACAUUGCCACUGUAUCACAUGACCUCCUCUCUUCUGGGGGUUGGUGGAUGUAUACAGCUUGGGGCGACAUGUGUGCUGAAGAAGAAGUUCUCCGCCAGUCAAUUCUGGAAGGACUGCGUGAAGUACAAUGUGACAGCAUUUCAAUACGUGGGGGAGCUCUGCCGCUACCUGGUCCACCAACCUGUAGUCCCCGAGGAGAGGGCCCACCAUGUGCGAGUGGCAGCGGGCAGUGGUCUGAGGGCAGAUGUCUGGCGGGAGUUCAUCAGGCGCUUCGGGAAGAUCAACAUCCGGGAGGCCUACGGUUUAACCGAGGCCAGUGUUGGCUUUGUCAACUACACGGAUGAAAUAGGACCCAUCGGACGAGCAGGCUAUUUCAACAAGCUGAAUGCGUCCUUUGAGUUCUUGCGAUGUGAUCCCCAAACUUAUGAGCCAGUGCGGACGGCUUCAGGACGUUGCGUCAGAGCAAACAAAGGAGAGACUGGUAUCCUGGUGGCCGCGGUGUCACAGAACAGCCCUUUCCUGGGGUACGCUGGGAAUAAGAUUCAGUCAGAGAAGAAGCUCCUCAGAGAUGUGUUCAAGGAGGGAGAUGUGUACUUCAACACAGGAGACCUCAUGCUCCAGGACCACAGAGACUUUGUCUACUUCCGUGACCGUGUCGGAGAUACCUUCAGGUGGAAAGGAGAGAAUGUGUCCACCACAGAGGUUUCUGAGAUCAUUGGAAGUCUGCAUUUUCUGAAGGAGGUGAAUGUCUAUGGGGUUUCUGUGCCGGGUUAUGAAGGCCGGGCAGGAAUGGCAGCCGUUGUGUUGAAGCCAGGCUAUAGCCUGGAUGGGGAAAAGCUCUGCAGCCAUUUGGUCCAGAGCCUGCCUGCCUAUUCAUGGCCCUGGUUUCUAAGGAUCCAGACAUCCAUAGACGUUACAGAGACCUUCAAGCAGCAGAAGGGGAAGUUGGUGCAGGAAGGUUUCAGCCCUGAGGCGGUUCAUGAACCUCUGUACUUCCUGGACCAAUCCCAGAGAGACUACAUCCCUCUUACUCCAUCUCUGCAUAAUGACAUCAUCUCUGGAAAGGUCCGCCUUUAGAUUGAUGUAGAACGGGUUGGGGUCGGUUGCAUUUCAAUUGCGGUCAAUAAGUUUUCUUUUUGUUAAGGAAUUGACCUCAUUGCCCUGAAACACUUUGGUGGUGUAUUCUGCAGGGCUACAGUGUAAACGUAAAAGGUACGGGUUUAUUAUGACAGUAGCCUAUUCUUUCCUGGAAAUUCCCCAGAAAGCCCCACAGACUGAGUGCUAUGCAUCAGAUUUACGGACCAGGUUUUAAUAAUAUGAUAGCAACCAGCAGUUAGCACAUGUAUUUAUGUAGACAGAGUCUUCACAGCCACCUACUAUGACUUAUAUACUGGCAAAUGCAUUAAGAAAAUGAACUGUCUUCAAGCUAAAAUUAACAGAAAAGUUAGGCAACAUCUAUUUUUAUCUACUGUAAAUUUAAUUUAAAUUCAUUUUCAUGUUCAUUUGAUGUGUUGUGUACUAACAUGUUGUUUAGUAACAAAAAAGUUACUGUCAUUUAUGACCUUAAGUGAAGUGACUGUUUCCUGUCCAGGUGACAACUCUGCGAAAAAAUCUGGCCUAUAAUUGUAUCCCUUAUUGGAUGGAAAAAUAACCAGGGAAUUAUCAUAAAUACUGAUAAUGGGGGAAGAAAGUCUAUCUAUGAAAGACCUGAAAGAAUUUUUUGAAGACUGACCACAAUGGCUUAGAUAUUUAUAAAUGCCAUAGGGGGAAGAUCUUUACCAGGAAACCUUUACUUUACCAUUCCACUAUUUUAUUGCAUUGAUGCUUGUUUCUUUAACAGCAGACCUUUCAAACUGUAGUAGCUGUAACUGAAGCUAACAUUAAUGCUAUGUGACAUUAUCAUUUCAGGGCAUAUUGUGUAUGGAGGCAAGUAAUUCUACACACCCCCCUGGACAGUGUUCAGGUUUUGCCUGAAAAUGUACCUUAAGAGAUUUGAUUUUCCAAAAGAUCUGCAUAACCCAACCCAGAUUUACAAAUCAAAAGAACAUAAUAUAAUUUUUGUCUGAAUAACUCCAGUUGUAGCUAGGGUUGCACGGUAUUGGAAAUAACUGACAUCGCAAUAUUUUGUUUUUCUGAGAUAUAAAUUGCGAUAUGAAGAAACAGAGGAUGUAUUCAGAAAGAGCUUUGGCUAUCAACCCGACAGUAUCCUUCAUUCUUCCCCAGCCCCAUCCUCUAUGAUUAAA
This is a messenger RNA of Esox lucius (northern pike), 3108 nucleotides long. Its product is annotated as long-chain fatty acid transport protein 6. Lineage: Eukaryota; Metazoa; Chordata; Actinopteri; Esociformes; Esocidae. Bases 77 to 1942 code for a protein of 621 amino acids. The record is from RefSeq and is a predicted model, not a curated record. The transcript has 10 exons. Gene Ontology annotation, molecular function: long-chain fatty acid transmembrane transporter activity; long-chain fatty acid-CoA ligase activity.